Lepus europaeus (European hare) is the source of this 3600-nucleotide messenger RNA. It is a transcript of the gene PRTG, whose product is annotated as protogenin. Lineage: Eukaryota; Metazoa; Chordata; Mammalia; Lagomorpha; Leporidae. Gene Ontology annotation, biological process: cell-cell adhesion; axon guidance. Gene Ontology annotation, cellular component: axon; plasma membrane. The transcript is spliced from 20 exons. The coding region runs from base 1 to 3600 and encodes 1199 amino acids. Gene Ontology annotation, molecular function: protein binding. The record is from RefSeq and is a predicted model, not a curated record.
AUGGCGCCUUCUCGGAGACCCCUGGCGCGGCUGCGGCCGCCGGGGAUGCUGCUCGGCGCGCUGCUGCCCCUGCUGCUCUUCAGCUCCCUUCCAGGAGUGUGGUGCUUCAGCGAACUGUUUUUUAUGAAAGAACCACAGGAUGUAACUGUCACAAGAAAGGACCCAGUCAUAUUAGAUUGCCAGGCUCACGGAGAAGUUCCUAUUAAGGUCACGUGGUUGAAAAACGGAGUAAAAGUGACUGAAAAUAAACGGAUCCAAGUUCUUUCCAAUGGCUCUUUAUACAUCAGUGAGGUGGAAGGCCGGCGGGGCGAGCAGUCCCAUGAGGGAUUUUAUCAGUGCUUGGCCAUGAACAAAUAUGGAGCCAUUCUUAGUCAAAAAGCUCAUCUCACCUUGUCGUCUAUUUCUGCAUUUGAAGUGCAGCCAAUUUCCACCGAGGUCCAGGAUGGUGGAGUUGCUAGAUUUGCCUGCAAGAUUUCAUCCAACCCUCCUGCAGUCAUAACAUGGGAGUUCAAUCGGACAGCUCUACCUAUAACUAUGGACAGGGUAACCACCCUUCCGACAGGAGUGUUGCAGAUCUAUGAUGUGGGCCAGAGGGAUGCUGGUAAUUACCGUUGUGUUGCUGCUACUGUGGCCCACAAACGUAAAAGUAUGGAGGCCUCUCUAAUAGUGAUUCCAGCUGAGGAGUCUAAACCCUUCCACUCACCAACCAUUAUAGCUGGCCCUCAGAACAUGACUGUGUCUCUGCAUCAAACUGUUGUUUUGGAAUGCAUGGCCACAGGAAACCCCAAGCCGAUCAUUUCUUGGAGCCGUCUUGAUCACAAAUCCAUUGAUGUCUUUAAUACACGGGUACUUGGAAAUGGUAACCUCAUGAUAUCCGAUGUCAAGCUGCAGCAUGCUGGAGUCUAUGUUUGUCGGGCCACAACCCCCGGCACACGCAACUUUACCAUUGCUAUGGCAACUUUAACUGUAUUAGCUCCUCCUUCAUUUGUUGAAUGGCCAGAAAGUUUAACAAGGCCUCGGGCCGGCACUGCUCGAUUUGUGUGUCAGGCAGAAGGAAUUCCCUCACCCAAAAUGUCAUGGUUGAAGAAUGGAAGGAAGAUUCACUCAAAUGGUAGAAUUAAAAUGUACAACAGUAAACUGGUAAUUAACCAAAUAAUUCCUGAAGAUGAUGCAAUUUAUCAGUGCAUGGCUGAGAAUAGCCAAGGAUCUGUUUUAUCUAAAGCCAGACUGACUGUAGUAAUGUCAGAAGACAGACCCAGUGCCCCCUAUAACGUGCAUGCUGAAACUAUGUCCAGUUCAGCCAUCCUUUUAGCUUGGGAGAGGCCACUUUAUAAUUCAGACAAAGUCAUCGCUUAUUCUGUGCACUACAUGAAAGCAGAAGGUUUAAAUAAUGAAGAGUAUCAAGUAGUCCUCGGAAAUGACACGACGCAUUAUAUUAUUGAUGACUUGGAACCUGCCAGUAAUUAUACGUUCUACAUUGUGGCUUAUAUGCCAAUGGGAGCCAGCCAGAUGUCUGAUCAUGUUACGCAGAAUACUCUAGAGGAUGUUCCUCUGAGACCUCCUGAAAUCAGUUUGACAAGUCGAAGUCCCACCGACAUUCUCAUCUCCUGGCUGCCAAUCCCAGCCAAAUACCGGCGUGGCCAAGUGGUGUUGUAUCGUCUGUCCUUCCGCCUAAGUACUGAGAACUCCGUCCAAGUUCUGGAGCUCCCAGGGACCACACAUGAGCACCUUUUGGAAGGCCUGAAGCCUGAUAGUGUCUACCUGGUCCGGAUCACUGCAGCCACCAGAGUGGGGCUGGGAGAGUCAUCAGUGUGGACUUCACACAGGACACCCAAAGCUACCAGUGUGAGAGCUCCCAAGUCUCCAGAGUUGCAUUUGGAGCCUCUGAACUGCACCACCAUUUCUGUGAAGUGGCAACGCGAUGCCAAGGACACAGCAGCCAUUCAGGGCUACAAGCUGUACUACAGAGAAGAGGGGCAGCAGGAGAACGGGCCCAUUUUCUUGUCCACCGGGGACCUGCUCUACACGCUCAGUGGCUUAGACCCCAGAAGAAAAUACCACGUGAGGCUGCUGGCUUACAACAGCGUGGAGGACGGCUACCAGGCAGAUCAGACCGUCAGCACCCCAAGCUGCGUGUCUGUCCGUGAUCGUAUGGUCCCUCCUCCACCACCACCCCACCAUCUCUAUGCGAAGGCGAACACCUCAUCUUCCAUCUUCCUGCAUUGGAGGAGGCCUGCGUUCACCACUGCACAGAUCAUUAACUACACCGUGCGCUGUAACCCUGUGGGCCUGCAGAACGCUUCCCUGGUUCUGUACCUUCAAACAUCAGAAACUCACAUGCUGGUUCAAGAUUUAGAACCAAACACCAAAUAUGAAUUUGCUGUUCGACUGCACGUGGAUCAACUUUCCAGUCCUUGGAGCCCUGUAGUCUACCAUUCUACACUUCCAGAAGCCCCAGCAGGCCCACCAGUUGGAGUAAAAGUGACGCUGAUAGAAGAUGACACUGCUCUGGUUUCUUGGAAACCCCCUGAUGGCCCAGAGACGGUGGUGACGCGGUACACGAUCCUGUAUGCAUCCAGAAAAGCCUGGAUUGCAGGAGAGUGGCAAGUCCUCCACCGUGAAGGGGCAAUAACCAUGGCAUUGCUGGAAAACCUGGUGGCAGGAAAUGUAUACAUUGUCAAGAUAUCUGCAUCCAACGAGGUGGGAGAAGGACCCUUCUCAAAUUCUGUGGAGCUGGCAGUCCUUCCAAAGGAAACUUCCGAAUCAAAUCAGAGGCCCAAGCGUUUAGAUUCUGCUGAUGCCAAAGUUUAUUCCGGCUAUUACCACCUGGACCAGAAGUCGAUGACUGGCAUUGCUGUAGGUGUUGGCAUAGCCCUGACCUGCAUCCUCGUCUGUGUUCUCAUCUUGAUAUACCGAAGUAAAGCCAGAAAAUCAGCUGCUUCUAAGACGGCACAGAACAGACCCCAGCAGUUGCCUCGUACCAGUGCCUCUUCAGUAAGCAGAAGUGAAGUGGGAAAGAACCUGGAAAGAGCCGUUGAGAAUGAAGAAUCCUUAAUGCCAAUGAUGGCGCCCAGCAACUUCAUUGAUGCAAAGGGAGGAACUGACCUGAUAAUCAACAGCUAUGGUCCUAUAAUUAAAAGCAACUCUAAGAAAAAAUGGCUUUUUUUCCAAGACUCUAAGAAGAGGAAAGUUGAGCAGCCUGCAAGAAGAUUCACUCAAGCUGUCUGCUUUUAUCAGCCGGGCACUACUGUGCUCCUUGGUGACGAAGACUCCCCCGGCUCCCCAGGCCAGACAGCCAGCUUCCCAAGACCCUUUGGUGCCGCAGUGGAUACUGAACAUUCAGCAAACAGUGAAGGGAGCCACGAGACUGGCGACUCUGGAAGGUUCUCCCAUGAGUCCAAUGAUGAGAUACACCUGUCCUCUGUCAUAAGCUCCACACCCCCAACAUCCAGUUCUCUCACUGGUAGUGAUUCUGGGGAGGACCCCACGACGAGGAAGUGUGAAGACCCUGCAGUGCCAGCCACUGUGGAGCAGACCCCAGCGUCUGUGCCGCGGCCCUCACCCACGAUGCGAUGCUUGGAGAAAGGUUUUCCCGUCUAG